UCCCAUUGGAAAAUCCCUUGGAUUUCCCGUUGGUUGGUUUCCGGUGUCGCCAUGACAGUGACCGAUUCAGAGACUUGGUCCAUCGGCAGUGUGGAGCCAGUGAACGUGGCAGAUCCCUCGCAGUCCCGACUCCUUCGCAGCUCUUUCUUCUACACGGGACUUGCUUCGUUGCUGGCCUGGCAGGUGGUCUUGACCUUCACCCACAGCUUCGACUGCUACAUCUUUUUAGGGCGACGUUUCGGUGGAGCGGGCUGGGCAUUUUGGUGUUCCAUCGUGUACUCGUUGGCGGUGAACAUCAGUCAGCUCAUCCUUACCUCACGGACCGUGGUGGCCACCAUUCCCUUUUCGUUUCGCUGGAAUGUCUCCUCGGUGUCGCUGGCGCUGUCGUUGCUGGGUCUCCUCUUGUGCCACGUCUACACCACUCCAGAAACCAUCGACACAGGUUUCGGAGUGGCUGUUGCUUGCACCACGUUGAUGGGCGCAGCUUCAGGAGUUUUGCAAGCCUGCGCUUUCGGAUUAGCAGGAAGUCUUUCACCCUUCUUCGCCCAGGACAUGAUGUUUGGUCAGGGAGUGGGCGGAAUGCUCAGUGGCAUUGUUGGAAUGGCACUGGGCACGACGAAGAUCGGAUUGAUGAUCAGUUUCAUCUCUUCUGCGAUAGUUCAGCUGGGCGGCAUCCCCGUGUUGUUUGCCAUGCGGACGCACCCGGCAGUUCGGGCGCGGACAAUUGCUGUGAAACCAUCUGGCCCUCAAAGGGAGAUUUCGUCCAGUACAGAUGGGGCUUCUCAGUUCAGUAGCCCAAUGCUCAACAGAGCUCGAUCCUCCGGUCAGAUCCUGGUGCGCAAUGCAUGGCCGCAGGCCCUCACAGUAUGCGCUGUCUUUACCAUCACCUUCACCAUCUUUCCAGGUGUGGCAUCUGGAUUUGCGCCGGGAAGUCGGGUUCCCCUGCUGAUCGCCAUGUUCCAAAUGAUAGAUGUGGUGGGUCGCUUCGCGCCUCAGUGCUCUGUGCUUCGCAUUGAAAAAGGUUGGAUUGUCUCUGGGAUGGCCUUCGCACGAAUCCUGUUCGUGCCCAUGUUCAUUGCGAUGCAACGAAUGAGUUCAGAGGCAUGGGCUCAGAACGGAUUUUUGCAGAUUGGAGCUAUGGUACUCAUGGCCUUCUCCAAUGGCUAUGUGUCCACCUUGUCCAUGAUGCUUGGGCCAGAGCAAACUGGAGUCUCGAGCCACGAGAAAGAGCCUGUGGGCACCAUCAUGUCGCUUGCCCUGGUCUUUGGGAUCUUUCUCGGCUCCACUCUGGCGUUUUUCACCCAAAUCGGAAUGGUCACGACCUCCUGUCCUUCCGAGCAUUAGGCCUUCAGGCCUUCAGGCUGAGUUCUCGACCCAAGCCCGGUCUUGAGGGAAAAAA
Messenger RNA from Cladocopium goreaui, 1399 nucleotides. The record is from the annotation of a GenBank genome assembly. Lineage: Eukaryota; Dinophyceae; Suessiales; Symbiodiniaceae.